Molecule: messenger RNA, 2253 nt
Organism: Acyrthosiphon pisum (pea aphid)
Lineage: Eukaryota; Metazoa; Arthropoda; Insecta; Hemiptera; Aphididae
Product: zinc finger MYM-type protein 1-like
Exons: 3
Coding region: 1-2253 (750 amino acids)
Molecular function (GO): protein dimerization activity
Source: RefSeq, a predicted model, not a curated record
AUGAGUGACAUACGAAAUUUUUUGCAAAAGAAACGCAAGAUAGAAUUAAGUCCAUCAAGUAUAAAUGAAGGCAAUCAUGACAUAGGUAAUUUAAGUAAUUUAAGUAAUAAUAGUUCUAAUAGUAGCCAACAAAAAGAAGUGCCACAACUCCAAUCAAGUAUAAAUGAAGGCAAUCAUGACAUAGGUAAUUUAAGUAAUUUAAGUACUAAUAGUUCUAAUAGUAGCCAACAAAAAGAAGUGCCACAACUCCUUCAUCAGUUGACUGUUGGUGCUAAUAAAUUAGAUAUUGGACUGUAUUUGAAUUCCUACGUUGAUGACGAAUUACGUUUAAAGUUAUUGAAGGACCCCUGGGUUCCAUCAAAAACAUAUGACUUCAAAAAAGAUUUGACCAACGGCUCUACGAGAGUAUUUCGUAUAGAAUGGUUUGCACUUUAUCCAUGGCUAAGUUACUCAGCUGUUUCUAAAGGCCCACUAUGUCGCGUUUGUGUAUUAUUUCGACCUCGAGUACAUAGAGGUGUUCAAGGAGCAUUCAUUGUUUCACCAUGCAUAAAAUAUCAAAAAUUUAACGAGGUUUCAAAGGCUCAUGAAAUUAGUAUUUGGCAUAAAGACGCAAUUAAUGCGUCACAACAUUUUUUAAACUCAAAAGAGAGAAAACAAUUGAGUGUUCAUGAGCAAAUAGAUUCGGCAUUUAAUAGAGAAAUAGAAGAAAACAGGGUGAAACUUCGUUCUAUCAUAUCGUCAAUCUUAUUUUGUGCAAAGCACGAUCUUCCACUAAGAGGUAAAAAUGACGAAGGUUCAGUUUUUACAGAUUUAUUACAAUUCCGUGUCGAAUCGGGGGAUGAAGUUUUGAAUAAGCAUUUAAAGUCUGGAGCUAAAAAUGCGUUAUAUAUCUCACAUGAAGUUCAAAAUGAACUAAUUAAAACUUGUGCUAAUGUACUUCGACAAAACAUUAUUGAAGAAGUGAAACUUUCAUCUGUUUUUUCGGUCUUAGCUGACGAGACUGCCGAUAUAAGUGGCACCGAACAAUUGUCAAUAGGUGUUCGGUAUUUGUUUUACGACGUUAAGUUUCAAAAACACAAAAUUUGUGAAGAAUUUCUUGGUUACUCGCCUCUUACAAAACUGGAUUCUAAAUCCAUUGCCAAAACCAUCAUUGAAUUUUUAGAAAGUUGUAAUUUAGAUUUGAAUCGACUUGUGGGCCAAGGAUAUGAUGGAUGCGCUACAAUGGCUGGGCAUAUAAGUGGCGUUCAAAAAUUAAUUAAUGAAGCUUAUCCUAUGGCGCUAUUCUUCCAUUGUGCUAGUCACGUAUUGAAUCUUGUAUUUAAUGAUUUAAAUAACCAAAAUAUAAGAGUAUUAGAAUUUUUGCUGACAAUUUUAUUGUUACUUAUUGUCAAAGCUUUGGAAGAACUAUCAAAAAUUUUUAUUGUUACAUUGCAAGUAAUAGCUGUUUAUUCCGCUAAAUUUGAACCAGUAUGCAAUCUACUUCAACAAGUUAAUAUAAAUUUGAAAACGGUGAACAAUCACAUAACCAAACUAGUUGAUACUUUGCAGUUGUAUAGAAAUUGUGCGUCCACUGAAUUUACCGUAUUAUUUGCAAAAUCUAAAGAAAUCGCUGAAGAACUUGAUGUUGAAAUACGUCCACCUCGAGUUGCUGCACGACAAAGUCAAAGAUCAAAUCAUCCAUCUACAAACUAUGAAGAGUUUUUCAGAAUAUCCAUUUUCGUUCCUUAUCUAGAUUCAAUUAUAUCAUCAUUAAAAGAUCGCUUUUCUAAAAUUCACAAUCAAUCAUUUUUUCUAAUGGAUCUUCAUCCUUAUGCUAUGAAAAACAUGAGUAAAGAACAGUUUAUUUGCACAUCAAAUGAUAUUGUAAAACUCUAUGGAAAUAUUUUGUCAUCAAAUUUUGUAACUGAAGCCACAACAUGGUAUGAAAUGUGGAAUAAUGGUGAAAAACCAUUAGAUUCUAUUGAAUACUUAGAUUUGAUCGAAAUGUCAAAAGAUUUUUAUCCAGCUGUAGCCGACGCAAUCAAGAUCGGAGCAACUCUUCCAACAACAACUUGCAGCAUUGAACGUUCAUUCAGUACUUUAAGACGAGUCAAGACAUGGAACAGAGCCACUAUGUGUGAUAACCGAUUGUCCGGAUUGUGUAUGAUGAGUGUACAUAGAAAAAGACUAGGAGAGGAUACCAAAUUCAUUGAAAAUUCAAUUGAAGAAUUUGGAAAAAAACCUAGGCGUUUGCAAUUAUUAUUUAAAAAAUAA